Messenger RNA from Neurospora tetrasperma FGSC 2508, 321 nucleotides. RefSeq lists its product as uncharacterized. The record is from RefSeq and is a predicted model, not a curated record. Lineage: Eukaryota; Fungi; Ascomycota; Sordariomycetes; Sordariales; Sordariaceae. Bases 1 to 321 code for a protein of 106 amino acids. The transcript has a single exon.
AUGGAGAAACCGCGCCGCCGUGUCCGGGCUCAGCAUAGGCAGCGACACUCAGAAACUACCCCCGACUCUGCUCAGCCCCUCUUCAACAAGGACCCGACGAGACAUGACAAUACCACCACCAACAACUACGGCGAUUCCCGGUAUGGGUAUGCGCGCCGCGUCAGGAUCGCACGUGCCACGUCAAUCAUCUGUGUCAACAACGGCAUGGUCUACCUCAGGACCCAACAGAGGAGGAGGAGAGAAGAGAAGAAGAGCGUCAACAUCGGUGGCGGGAAGCAUCAGCACUGGGAUAAAGAGGGGAUCGGCAUCUCUACGGGAUAA